AAUCACGAGAGCAGCUAUUUCUGUCAGGCUCCUAUGUAGGCUGCUUUACCUCUCCAAGCACCUUCAGCAUGCACCAGGAAGAAAUAUACUGCUCUCUUCAAUGGGACAGUCCAACCACAGAGGGCUCUCAGAAAUGUCUGUCUCCUAGCAAAUGUUCAGGAACAUGGUGUGUUGUGACGGUGGCUUCCUGUGUGCUCUGUGUGGGUUUAUUAGCAACAUCCAUUUUCUUAGGCAUCAAGUUCUUCCAGGUGUCCUCUCUUGCAAUGAAUCAGCAGGAAAGACUCAUUCAGCAGAACAGACAAUUGCUGAACCUCACACAGUGGCAGAGAAACUACACCCUGCAGAUGAAAAACUGCCAAGCCUUUCAACAGAGAUGUCCUCGUUCAGGUAGUAACUGCAGCCCUUGUCCACACAACUGGAUUCAGAAUGGAAAAAGUUGUUACUAUUUCUUUCAAAUCUGGAACAUGUGGAAUGGCAGUAAGGAGAAUUGUUUAAAGGAAGAUGCCAGUCUCCUUCAAAUAGACAGCAAAGAAGAAAUGGAUUUUCUCAUCCGUAGCCUGCGGAAGCUCAAAGAAGUUGGGUACUGGGUGGGAGUGUAUCAAGAUGAACUCAGUGGAUCUUGGUUCUGGCUAGAUGGUUCUUCUCCUCUCUCUGACUUUGUGCCAACAGAGAGACUGUUAUCUGACAGCCAGAUCUGUGGAUACCUCAAAGACCAAACCCUCUUCUCAGAUAACUGCAGCAGCUGGAAAUAUUUUAUCUGUGAGAAAAAUGCACUCGGAUCCUGCAUCUGAAAGAUUCAGCUCAAAGCCAUCUCUGUUGCACACGAAGAUUUCAGUUGACCUCGCCCUAUAGUAUACCAAGGAGAAAAUUGAUUUAGAACUACAGAAGGCCUGACUCAUUGAGAACGAAGAAGAGAAAAUUUCCUGUUUGUUUGGAAGUCCAAAGUGACUACCCAUGACACAAAGAAAUCUAGUCAUCAUGUGGGAGUUUGUACAACAAUCCCUGAUUUUUUAAAAUACAUUUACCAUAUACUUAA
This is a messenger RNA of Mesocricetus auratus (golden hamster), 1036 nucleotides long. It is a transcript of the gene Clec9a, whose product is annotated as C-type lectin domain containing 9A. The coding region runs from base 69 to 791 and encodes 240 amino acids. Gene Ontology annotation, biological process: receptor-mediated endocytosis. The record is from RefSeq and is a predicted model, not a curated record. Gene Ontology annotation, cellular component: cell surface; membrane. Lineage: Eukaryota; Metazoa; Chordata; Mammalia; Rodentia; Cricetidae. The transcript has 7 exons.